AUGAAAACCUGUCUACCCGUGCCACCGGUUCCUUUAAGAAUUCUGACCCAUAAUAUACGAUAUGCGACUAGCUCCCCGUUCAAGGGUGAAGUACCGUGGGAGCAGCGCAAAAAUUUACUUAUCAACGAGUUGCGGUAUCAUACACGCCACCCUAACGAUACACUGGUCUGCUUGCAAGAGGUUCUCCAUGAGCAACUAGUGGAUAUCCACACAGGGCUCAACAAAGCGACAUCAAGCUUGGAAUCAGACUGGGCUUACAUCGGGGUCGGCCGAGACGACGGGCAUCAGGCUGGCGAGUACUCGCCCAUUUUCUAUCGAGAGUCAGCCUGGUGUCUCAUUCAUUGGGAGACUGUCUGGCUAUCAAAGACACCAUCGACACCUUCGAAGAACUGGGAUGCAGCCUCAAUUCGCAUCCUCACCAUCGGUGUGUUAAGUCAUCGCGAAAGCGGGAAUACCAUCCUCGCAAUGAAUACGCACCUUGAUGACCAAGGUUCAAGGUCUCGCUUGGAAGCUGCACGAAUCAUUCGAGCAAAGAUACGCGAGUAUCGAUGCAGAGAGUGCGCGUAUCUCAUCAAUGGUGCUUUCCUUGCAGGCGACUUGAACAGUCAGGAAGACCAGGAGGCUUAUUCGGAUCUGGUCGGGUCUGGCGACUUUGUUGAUACUUUCAAAAUGGUCGAUCCAUGUCGCCGCUACGGAAACUACCACACCUUCACUGGAUUCGGAUACGAGAAAGAACCCCCCUCAAGAAUUGAUUAUGUGCUGCUUUCCACUGUCAAGCCCAAUGCGGAGUGGAAAGCGGAGGGCUACUCGGUGAUGACCAAUAAAUUCGAUGACGGCAUAUACAACUCGGAUCAUUGUGCAGUCAUUGCUGAUAUUCAUCUUUUGUGCCGAUGA
Molecule: messenger RNA, 894 nt
Organism: Penicillium oxalicum
Lineage: Eukaryota; Fungi; Ascomycota; Eurotiomycetes; Eurotiales; Aspergillaceae
Product: endonuclease/exonuclease/phosphatase family protein
Exons: 1
Coding region: 1-894 (297 amino acids)
Molecular function (GO): 3'-5'-RNA exonuclease activity
Source: RefSeq, a predicted model, not a curated record